UCCCCCCGGACAGCAGCAGCCCGAACACCAACGUGCCACAUGUAAACAAGAGCGGUGGAAGUUGAGUGACAGCGUCGGUGUCGGUGAUGUAGAGAUGUUUCUGACAUGACGGACAUUUUAAACCUGGUGUUCAGGACCUUCGCUUCGCACACGGAGCUCAGGGACUCUCCUCCUCCACCAGUGACCCGCAGCAGCGCCCUCCUGCUCGGGGAGAACAGCGUCAGCCGCUCGGUGCUGCUGCUGGCGGCCGUGACCGCCGCCUCCCACGCGGGGCUGAGGGUGGUGUUCUUCACCCGGACACUGAUCCAGAGUCUCCCGGCGUCUCUGCAGAAACUCGUCCCGAGUCCAGAGAGUCUGAAGAAAAUCAAGUUCUGCUAUCCCAAGACGGUGGAGGAGCUCCUGCAGCAGCUGGCCGCCCUUCACGAGUCCAGCAACACGUCUCCCACUCCUCCCUCCCUGAUCAUCGUCGAGGGGCUGGAGGGCUUCCUGUUUGGUUCUCGAGGCGGCAGCCACAGGGAACUUCACCCAGGAGAGCAGUCGUGUGCUGCCCACCUGUCUGCGCUGCUCUGUGACACUGCCGCCUUUCUCACAUGCGUCCUGGAGCGGCGCUCCUCGAGCUCAGGCCCCUGUCGCAUCAUUGCCUCUUUCCAGUCGGAAGUGGACGGGGAGCCUUCCGCUUCAGAUCCCAUCCUCAAUGUCCUCGAUCGUUACUUCCCGGUCCGCUGCACUCUGGACCCAGACAGAGGAUAUGAAGCUGCAGCAGCUGGACUGCAGCAGCUGUGGCACAUUUACCUUUCUGGCAGAGGCAUCACAGAGGCAUCCUGUUCCAAAGACAGUGAGGACAGGCCGGCUGUUGCCCGGGAGUGGAAGCUCUUGAUUCAUCCCGAUGGUUUAAUGGAGUUUAAGACAGUUUGAAUCAUCUGCAUCAAGAACUUGAGCAGUGAGGUAUUAUUAGAAAGUUAAAUGGUUGACUUCGGGAUUGUUUCUGUUCUGGGAAAAUGCACAUUUUCAGCAUUAUUCGGCCUGAAGUUAAAGCGGCUUUCCAUGGACAGUGAGACAUGUUCCAGUUUAACAGGCCUCAGUCACUGUGACACCUUAUCUUUAUGUGUUUUCAUUCAUUUCACUUUAUUGCUCAUUGGGUUCAAUGUAAAGUCAUAUAUGACAUGUGCUGUUAUUUAAAUGGACCACAAUGGUUGUAGAUGUAAAAUGUUUAAUGUGUUAAAAUUUAAAAUCGCAUUAAGGUUUUGUCAAACAUAAGAAAAACUCUUACACAGAAGGUCAAUAAAACACAGCAUAUUCAAAUAAAAUACAAAUACAUA
Molecule: messenger RNA, 1319 nt
Organism: Paralichthys olivaceus (Japanese flounder)
Lineage: Eukaryota; Metazoa; Chordata; Actinopteri; Pleuronectiformes; Paralichthyidae
Gene: swsap1
Product: SWIM-type zinc finger 7 associated protein 1
Biological process (GO): double-strand break repair via homologous recombination
Cellular component (GO): Shu complex
Molecular function (GO): single-stranded DNA binding
Source: RefSeq, a predicted model, not a curated record